UUGCUAAUAUAAAGAUUAUGUAUUUGAAAUAUACUUGAAUUAAGACACCAAAAAAUACCUUUUGAGUGUGACCAGAUUGCUGUCUUCUCUCCCCCUGCCCCUCCUCCUCCUUCCGGUACUAGGGUCUUCUAUGCCAGACAAGUGCUCCCUCGCUCAGCUACCUUUCCUCCCAUUUCCCAUGUUGAGACUGGGUCUUGCCUUGUUGCUCAGGAUAGCCUUAAACUGUAGCCCAGGCAGGCCUUGAACUCCCAGUCCUUUUACUUACCCUCCUUAGGAGCUGGGAUUAUAAACCUGUUAGCAGGCCUGGUGUGGAUUAUGCUUUUCUUAGAAAAGAAAUCAUAUUCAUAAAUAAACAUUUCUAAGCGCUUGUGGUGCUGGGUAUGAAUGAGCUCAGGGUCUUGUGCAUGCUAGGCAAGUUCUCUACCACUUGAGCUACAUCCCAGUUCAGUAUGCAUCUUUAAUGUGGGAAGGAUUUAUCCAGUAACAGUUUUCUUUUUUUUUUAAACAGUUUUUUUGGGUUUUUGUUUCUUUUUUUUUAAGAUUUUAUUCAUUUAUCAUGUAUACAGUGAAUGUUCAGCCUGCAGGACAGAAGAGGGCACCAUAUCUCAUUGUAGAUGGUUGUGAGCCACCAUGUGGUUGCUGGGAAUUGAACUCAGGACCUCUGGAAGAACAGCCAGUGCUCUUAACCUCUGAGCCAUCUCUCCAGCCCCACAGUUUUCUUUUUUGAGACAGGGUUUUACUGUGUAAUCCAGGGUGGUCUUGAAUUUACCAUCCUCCUGCAUUGCCUCCUGAGUGUUGGAAUGACAGAUAAACAUUACCAUACUUGGCCAGUCUGAUAUUUUGGCAAAAAUACAGUACUUAUUUCACUACAGUCAGUUUUUAUAUGCUUCAGUUAAGCCAAUGAGUUUUUAAGCUGCCAUAUGGCAAAAUUGAUCCCAGGAAAAAAAUGUUCUCAUUAUUGUAAGGAUGGUAACUUGUGCAUCUUUAUCCUUGAAUUUGAAGAACAACAAAACCAUCGCUAAUAUCCAGGAUGUCAGGGGAUUUUCCACCUAGCGGAUAUGGUUAAUGUUCGGGGUGUAUUGCACCAUUCCCGUUUUAAGAACAGACAUCAUGAUCGAGAGGGUUUGCUGAGCAUGGCAAAUGCAGGCCCCAAUACAAACGGUUCUCAGUUCUUUAUCACAACAGUUCCAACUCCUCAUUUGGAUGGGAAACAUGUGAUAUUUGGUCAAGUCAUUAAAGGACUAGGUGUGGCAAGGAUGCUUGAAAAUGUAGAAGUGAAUGGUGAAAAACCUGCCAAACCGUGUGUUAUUGCAGACUGUGGAGAACUGAAAGAUGGGGAUGACUGGGGAAUAUUCCCCAGAGACGGCUCUGGUGAUAGUCAUCCUGAUUUCCCCGAGGAUGCAGACAUAGACCUCAAAGAUGUAGAUAAAAUUUUAUUAAUAUCUGAAGACUUAAAAAACAUUGGAAAUACUUUUUUCAAAUCUCAGAACUGGGAGAUGGCUAUUAAAAAAUAUGCAAAGGUUUUAAGAUACGUGGACAGUUCAAAGGCUGUGAUUGAGAAAGCAGAUACAGCCAGACUGCAACCUAUAGCCUUAAGCUGUGUACUGAAUAUUGGUGCUUGUAAAUUGAAGAUGUCCAAUUGGCAGGGAGCAAUUGACAGUUGUUUGGAGGCUCUUGAAAUGGACCCAUCAAAUACCAAAGCACUAUACCGCAAAGCGCAAGGAUGGCAAGGAUUAAAAGAAUAUGAUCAAGCAUUGGCUGAUCUUAAGAAGGCACAGGAGAUAGCCCCAGGAGAUAAAGCUAUCCAGGCAGAGUUGCUUAAAGUCAAACAAAUGAUAAAGGCACAGAAAGAUAAAGAGAAGGCGGUGUAUGCAAAAAUGUUCGCUUAAAAAUAAUUAAACUUUGCUUAAACAUUAUACAUUAAUGAUAAUGUAAGUUACUGUCUACAUAUGAUCCCUGAUAUGUUUCUCUUGAUUUUUUGUCAUCAUUGCUUACGUAGAAGUACUGACAUAGGUUUCUUCUUAAUAAAGUGUUACAAAAUGCA
This is a messenger RNA of Peromyscus californicus insignis, 2044 nucleotides long. It is a transcript of the gene Ppid, whose product is annotated as peptidylprolyl isomerase D. Bases 1059 to 1889 code for a protein of 276 amino acids. NCBI's taxonomy places the organism in Eukaryota, Metazoa, Chordata, Mammalia, Rodentia, Cricetidae. Gene Ontology annotation, biological process: protein folding; protein peptidyl-prolyl isomerization. The record is from RefSeq and is a predicted model, not a curated record. Gene Ontology annotation, molecular function: peptidyl-prolyl cis-trans isomerase activity; protein binding. The transcript is spliced from 8 exons.